Molecule: messenger RNA, 3252 nt
Organism: Penicillium daleae
Lineage: Eukaryota; Fungi; Ascomycota; Eurotiomycetes; Eurotiales; Aspergillaceae
Product: Fibronectin type III domain protein
Exons: 3
Coding region: 1-3252 (1083 amino acids)
Molecular function (GO): protein binding
Source: RefSeq, a predicted model, not a curated record
AUGUAUGAGCCAUUCUAUCUCGCCUUCGAUGUCUACCCAACUGUCGUCCCGCGAGUGAAGGUGCGAGGCCUCAUGGCUCUGUUUCUGGCCGUCUCGAUCCUAUGGGCCCUGAUCUGGCUCCUAUACCGAGCAUGGCAGGUCUGCCAGACCCCAAAUGACGUUCUGGUGGAGAAGCUGGGCCUCGACAUUCCGCCGCCCCCAGAGGUGACCCUCGAAGAGAUUACAGCGCGUGAGAUUCGUGUGGCUUGGAAACAGCCGGACUUUCACAAUUCUAUACAUAAGCACAUCAUUCAAGUGAACAAUGUCAAGGUUGGCGAGUCGAAGCGGGCGGAAACCGCGGUCGAAAUUCUAAACCUCAUUCCGGGGAGCAUAUAUCAUAUUUGUGUUCUUUCCGUCAGCGCCGCGAAUUUUCAAACCCCCAGUGCUAUCCUUCACGUCCGAACGAAAUCCCUUCCGCUAUCCCAAGCCCAGCAAGAUGCCACCUCUGGUGGUCCAACAAUCAGAGCGUCAAUUCCCAGGUCUACCGCCGGCUUGCCCAUUCCGUCGGCCCCGGUCAUGUCUCGCGAGCACAGUGCGGGUCAAAUGCCGGGAAAGCGACCCUCUACAGGUCGCAAGUCAUCGCCUGCUACAGGAGCUGCUGACUAUUCUCACGGUCAGUUCGAUGAUUCUCGCCGGAAUGGCCACCGGAGCAAUCGCGACGAGAGUUUGGAGCAAUUAGCGGAUCGCCUUAAAGCUUUGCAACAAGAAAACGACAACGUGGAAAAGCAAGCGACGGAAGAAGACGACGAACACAUGGGCGUGCUCAAGGAUCUCGAGAAGCAGCGUGAUGAACUGAAGAAGCGUGUGAAGGAGAAGGACGAAGUCAGUGGAGAUUUGAAAAAGCACGUUUCAAAACUGGAGAGCGUCAACCGAACCGUCCAAAGUGAGAAGACGAAGCGCAUGAGACUUCUUCAGCAGAAGGAAGCAGAACGUGACAAGCGAAAAAAUGACAUUCUACGAUGGCAGGAGAAGAUUUCUCGCAUGAAUUCCGAUGCUGCCCAGGUGAAGGAAGACAAGUUGCGAUUGGAGGAAGAUGGCAAGGAACGUGGAGAUGAGAUCCGCAAGAAGAUUGUGAAGGAGCAAGCCGAUAUGAAAAUCAUUGACGACGAGAUUCAAGAGAAGGGUGGACGAAUCAAGAAGCUCGAGGAUGAGAGGAAAGGGCUUCAAGAUGGUGAGAGUGAGGAUGGGAAGGAGCUGGAUCGGAUUGACAACGAGCGGGCUCGCCAAUGGGAAUUGAAGCUGAAUAGCUUGCAUGCGCGAUAUGCGACUCUGGUCAGCCUUCAUGCACAGGCUCAGCAGCAAUAUCAAGAAGCUCAGGAACGGCUGAAGUGGCUAACUAAUCAGCGGCCCAGCAGCUCGGGUCCAUUCUCCCUGCCAUCAUUAGAGCUGGAUCUGUCGAAUACCGCAACCAUCCGACCGCGUCGUCAUCGCAGCUCGCUGACCAGCAAUGUCUCUUCUCCUGUGAACUUCCCAGGAGUCGAAACAGCUUUCACUGGCGGUCUCAGCUACAAUCCUCCUUCAACGAACUCGCCUACCUUCCCGCCCAGCUCUGCAUUCUUCAAUAUCAAUAAUGGAAUGACCAUUCCUGGUCUUUCUGACCCGCCUGAAAUUAUGCGCUCGGAUGUGGAGGCUUCAUUCAAUAACCCUCAAAUGAGCCCUCGGGCUGAUGCUUUGUUGCCGUCCGACCUUCUUGGUGAUGAGGAAUCACCUGAGUUCCCACGCCCACUGACCCGACCGCGCUUCUCAACCAUGGAAACACCGAGUAAUCCUCUAGAUAGCUUUGGCAUCGGGCCCGCUUCGCCUGCAUCUUCAGGGAGCAGACCGGGUAGUAUCUUUGCCAGUCCGCUUGAAACUCUUAACCGACGGGACUCUGAUUCUCAGCCAGUGGGGUUGUCCACUGAUGGAGACCGGCCCAAGAGCGCGUCUCGGCGGCUUUCUGGGCUCUUUGGAUUUCAUCGGCCUCGAGGAAAGACGCUGGCUGAUGAACCACCUAUGUUGGGGACGUUGAAGCCAGGGCAGAGCCAAUCCUUCCCACGUAAUGUUGAUGAGAUGGACCCCAUCGGUUCGCGACGCCGGAGACUGAGUUACACAGGAAAUUGGGCGAACCCUAUGUCUUUAUUCCCACGGAGCAACACUACUGGAGUCACUGCGGACAGUUCGUCGGAUCACCCGCCAUCUAGACGCGCUGCGUUCUCGAGUAUCUUCUCGUCCAGUAAAUUUGGGUUCGGCGGCACUGGCAGUCGUGGAAACUCCGACUUGAGCGCUGGCUACAAUCAGUUCAGCCCACGGCAUGAUCCCAUUGAUCCCUCGUCGCUCCUUGGAAACGUUCGUCGUGGCUCUCUCUCCCCUCGUCCUUCUUCGACCUUUUCUUUUGACAAUCAAAACCAGCUUCCUCAUCCUUCCACAGACAAUCGCCAUUUCGGGUGGCCGUCCGCCGAACAGACGGGUCACCGCAAUAGCCCUCUCGGUCUGGAUUGGGCCUCACCAUCAACGUGGUCCCGAGCACCAUCUCGUCGACCUUCCCUUUCAUAUGGAUCCUCCGGGCACCUCCCUCUGGGAUUGACGGGGGAACCUGAUUUUGUUGAGGAGUCGUAUGAGCGCCAGCUGCGACCGCUUCAAGCUCCAAUUGGUACUCGGCCGUCGUCAUCCCACCGUCCGAUUACCCCAAAGCUCAACCCGGCUGCACCAACGUUCACGGCGAUCUUCAGCGGCAAGAAGUCAAACCAGGAUAAGGACAAAGAUUCUGCGGCUUCCUUCGAUCUUCAUGUGGAUGACGGAUCCCCCUCGGAGCCACGCACAUCGCGAGAUUCGCGUUCACUCUCCCUUCUCACCGGCGAGUCGUAUGAAUCUUUGGAGCGCAUGCCAUCCGAAGCAUCUGCGGAUAAUGCAUCUAAGGAAUCUUUCAUCCGCAAGAUUACUCGUAAGGGCAGCUCUAGCAAGUUCAGCUCCUGGAAAGACCGGUCUGGGCUGUUCUCCAAGAAGGGCGAGUCGUCUCAAGGUGACAUUGAAGAGGACGCAGCCAGCGAGGCCCAACUGGGAAAGAGUAUCGACAGCACCGUCUCCAGUGCGCCCUCCGCAGAUCGUUCGACGCGGAGUAGCCUAGGAUUCUUCUCGCGCAAGUCUCGCAAGUCUGACAAGGCGAGCGAGACGAGUGAGCGAGCUAGUGAAGUCGGUGAUGAGGAUAUUUCAAUCCCUGAGAUCACCCAUUCGUGA